Molecule: messenger RNA, 1218 nt
Organism: Medioppia subpectinata
Lineage: Eukaryota; Metazoa; Arthropoda; Arachnida; Sarcoptiformes; Oppiidae
Source: the annotation of a GenBank genome assembly
AUGUUAUAUUACAGGCAAUUACAGGCCAUCAAUACCUCAGAGGAUAAGGAUUUGGUAUUUGAGAAAUUGAGUCAAAUUGAUGUCAAACAGAGAGACAAUAAGGCAUUAGUGGGAAGAGAUAUCAUUCAACGCCAGAAAUCUGAACAUCAUUUGAACAGACAAUCAAUAGUCAGUUGUGUUGUUGUCGUCAAUCGGAUCGCAAAUAAGUUAAUGACAACCACUUCUUAUCCGCUAAUAAGAAAAAAUCAAAUACAAAAUUACGUAUAAAAACCGAAAUCAAAAUUAAAUUUGGUAUCAAUUUUCAACGAUCUCAUAACGAGUCAAGUAAUUACUUUUCCAUUGAAUACAACAAAGUUAUCAUAAGUUAUUGAAAACUGUUGAUAGAAAAUAAAGUUCAAACCCUUCGCAAAACUCAAUUAACGACAACAGCGACAAAAUUAUUGAUUAAUUAUUACAAUGAAGACAACCACAGGAGUAAGCGACACGAUAUCCGCAUCCCUUUCCGCCGCCACAACAGUUCCCACAUCUCAUAUGAACGCAACGGCCGGCGCUUAUCACCACCAGAGCCAACAACAACAACACACCGGCAACUAUAGUAAAAAUGCAUUUCUCAGUUCAACCACCGGUUUAGUUAAAGUGUGUCUCCUAUUGAUGACCAUCUCAUCGGCCACUAAACUCUGUGAAGGCGUCGGCACAGGCGGUAACGGCGGCGCCGGCGGUGGCUCUGCCGAUGGUCUCGUGGGUACUGUCGGUGCGAUCGCCAAACGGAGUCAAUCGCAGCAUCAGGCUUUGCCGGAAUGUAUUGACGAGAGAAGUGUUUGCGGUUACGUUCAACUCAAUCACAUGGGUAUUAGCUCUCAACCAAUUUGUAAAUGUAGAGCAGGUGUUCAGUGCCCUAUGAUGUGGAACCCUAUGGAUGGCCGCACUGUCUCCCACGGAAAUGACCAGUACAAGUACUGCAAUCGGGCGCCGAAACUGAAUUAUUGCAGUAAAGAAGAGAUGGUUUACACGACUUAUUUGGAGACAUCGUUGUUGACGAUGAAGACUCUACUAAACACUAAUCACAUCCACUGUCUCUGUCCGGCGCAUCACCUCUUUGUAAGAAAUAGCACUAAAUUUCAUGACUUAGAAGACGGCACAACCAUUAUUGGCACUUCAUUCCAGUGCAAACCUGCAACAGAAUUCAGUGUUGAUAUGAUUGCUGUAACUAUAGGAUAG